UUUCCCAUAAGCACGAUACUAUAGUGCCGUCCUGUUUGAUAGUGCGGUACAUCGGGCAUUUAAUAAUAAUACUGAUAAAACUGAACAAAUAAAACAGAGUUCACUCACAGUCAGAUAGGAUAUAUAUUAGUUUUACUGGUUUAAUUUAACCAGUAAAUCCUCCAUUCUGACCCUGCAGUUCAACAAAACGACGAGGCGUUCAGCAUCGAAUUCUAAGGGACAUUUAACAUAAUUCUAAAUGCAUAACGUAAUAGUCAAACGUAAUACCGUAACAAAAUAACCAGUAAUCAAACAGUUAACAUGUGUAAGAGGCGGGCUCAGUAACCCGAGUUAUCCAAUCAGGUUAUCCUUUGUCCAUUUCGGCAAGGGGUUUAUGAAUAUGCAUGCGGGAAGAAACUGAACAAGACAAUUCGUAUUUACUUCGUUGUUCCGGUAGGACAGACUGGUGGGAAAGUACCGAGAUGAUAGUGGCGGUGUACUGACACAUUAAUAGGUGACCAUGGAUUUGUCAGGCAUCAUUAAACGCGCUGAAGUGGUCUCUCGAUCAUUUGCACUGUGUACCACAACAUUGUGUUAAUUAAGGUCGGACUUCAAACCUAGGGCCUUUUCUGUUACCAUUUCUUCACUUUGUGGUUUGAACUUGAUUUACAUCAGCCACGUUCUGCUAGACCGUGCAGUACCUAUAUUUAUUAUUUAUGUAUUGAUCCAGAGUAAUAUUUGUACAUUUCUGAUAACGUGGAGACCGUAAUUCUUCUCGUGCAAUAAUUAUAUUGCUUAAGGUUGCUUGGCUUAUAUGUUAUAUCUGCUUGAAUUACAAAUAGAUAGAUAGAUAUAUAUAUAGAUAGAUAGAUAGAUAGAUAGAUAAUUUGUUGUUGUGUUUUUAUAUUUACAGUAAAUAACACUACCGUACCGUAACGUUUUGUACAACACGUGUGUCUUUUUCCCACCAUCAAAAUCUAAGUUUGGACAGUCCAAUUUAAAUGGUCAAUUUUAAUUCAAACCGUUAGUGUGUGGCUGUUUUUACCACGAUACCAGAAUAAUUAAAAAAACAAAAAACAGUUGAUGAUUCGCCAGGAAGUUAAUGAAAUAGCAUCCCUGCUGUCUUGUGCACAUCUUCAAGACGAGAAGCAGAACAUGAGCAGAUAUACCAUCUACACCCUGUUGGAUUGGGUCUACGGGGGCGUAGACCCCAAGUUUGAGGGAAAUGGGGGGCCCGAAUGCGCGGCGUUUCUCUCAUUCAACCAGCGGCUUGGCGAGAGCGUUGUUAUCAUCUUGGCAUCCGCCAUAGAAAUCCUAAUAGCGCUGAGGAAAGUCCAGCAGAGUAAAGAACUGAAAGAAAUGACCAAGGCGGCGUGUGAACACAAGAAAGAGGAAAGCUUCGGAAAGAACCUGCUUCUGGUAGCGCUGUGUCUCACCUUCGGCGUGGAGCUCGGGUUUAAAUUUGCCACCAAGACUUUGAUCUACCUGCUGAACCCAUGCCACGUGGUCACUAUGGUGCAGAUUUUCCUCCUUGCUUGUCCUCCAGGCAGACUAGCAACAAUCGUCUUUAGGAUGCAGGUACACAUGCUCAAUGGAGCGCUAUUGGCCCUUCUGUUCCCUGUUGUCAACACCAGGCUGCUUCCCUUUGAGAUGGAGGUCUACUAUAUCCAGCACAUCAUGCUGUAUGUUGUGACAGUCUACCUGCUCAGCAAAGGAGGUGUGUACACAGUAGAGCCUCUAGGGGAUUUCUGGUGGGCUCUGCUUUCCUCUGGACUCCUGUUCUUCUAUCACUUCACUUUCCUGCAGACCCUGGGACUGGUGACCCAAGUGAAUCUGAACAACAUGCUGUGCCCGGCCGUCUCAGACCCCUUCUACGGGCCCUGGUACCGGGUGUGGGCCACAGGACAUCAGACCGCCCUGACGCUGCUCCACGGGAAGAUCCUGACAGGGCUGUUCCACUGCUCCGUGCCCUCCUACCAGUACCUUCUAGACUCGGUCAGACUGAGGACUAAGAAAAUCCACUGAGCCUUGGCUGGCUUCCACACUUUCAUUUAGAAAAGAAACAACAAACCAUUUCACUACCAAAUAUUGCUUUACAGAUUUAGGGUAUUUUUUAUUUAAAUUAAUUUAUUUCACGGUCUGGAAACUUAAAGCAUCACUGCCUAAAUUUUUGGGGGUAUGCAGUUUGCUCUUGGUAGUGAAAGGUGUAUUGGUUUUUUUAAUGUGCUUUAGAAUGACUUGCAGCAGUUCACUUUUUUAAGGGAAGUCAUUCUUGCUGUUCAGAAUGCUCUGUGCGGUUUUGUUUUGUUAAGCUGUGAAAUGGGCCAACGCUCCAUCACGGGGUCCAGUAGCCUCAAUUGUUGUUUUAAAUGUUUUUCGGGGUUUUUUUGCUACUUAGUUUUCGUGAAAAAGACAAGGGGCAUAGUUAUUUUUCAGCUCUGUAGAGACAGUGCAUUAAACAUGACAUGGAUGACAAUCCUUCGCCAGUUUGAGCAGAUUUUCACCAAUUUUUGUUGGGUCCUGCAUCAGGGAUUUGCAGUCUGAUCCAAAGCCAGAACUUCAAGCACCUCCCUGUAUCUACUGCAGUUUUGUUGGGAAGCAAAAAUGUCAGAUUUAAGGGACAGUGAAGAAGGCACAGUACAGCAAAUCCAGAAUCAACAAGCGCUACCUUUUAAAUUGGUUAUUCCGUAAGGCAGUUGAUAAACUAGGGUGCUUUUCUUCUAAAGAUAAAUAUAUUAAAAACAAAAUGCAAGGGGAUGAGUUCAGUUGUAGGUCUAUUCAAUCUGUGCUUUGAACCCUGGUCCUUGAGUACCCACUAACUACAGCUUUUUGUACCAAAUAUUUGUUUUAAACAUGCAUUGCUUUCCAGUGCCCAGAAGACAGCACUGACAGACAGCCUCAGGCCCUAAACUGUGUGUAGCUGCAGGGAUUCCUCUACAGCCUGUUCAUUACCAUUUGCAAUAAAAAUAUAUAAAUAAAUACAUUUAAAAAAAAACAGAAUCCUCAUAAUCGCAUAAUAAUCAAUCAAACAGAACCAGAAAGGUUAAUAUUUGUAUAAAACUGAGACUGUAGCAGAACAGUCGAAACCUGUACAGGAGGGUAGGAGGGUAUGGUGACGAUUGGUGUAAAAUGUAGCGUGACAGAAGGAUGAAACAUAAACCUGGAGCGUUGAUUGUACUUGACCAAUACUGAAAACCACUGUAUUUAAUCUACAGUGCCGUGAAAAAGAAUUUGGUUAGAUCUUUUUAUGGGUUGUAGUAGUAUAUAGAGGGAAUCUGAGAGAAAAAAUGACUCCAAAGUUUGGUGCUUCUUUCAUUUGU
Polyodon spathula (Mississippi paddlefish) is the source of this 3299-nucleotide messenger RNA. Its product is annotated as transmembrane protein 164-like. The transcript has 6 exons. NCBI's taxonomy places the organism in Eukaryota, Metazoa, Chordata, Actinopteri, Acipenseriformes, Polyodontidae. Bases 1063 to 2004 code for a protein of 313 amino acids. The record is from RefSeq and is a predicted model, not a curated record.